Molecule: messenger RNA, 6070 nt
Organism: Phyllostomus discolor (pale spear-nosed bat)
Lineage: Eukaryota; Metazoa; Chordata; Mammalia; Chiroptera; Phyllostomidae
Gene: HDHD2
Product: haloacid dehalogenase like hydrolase domain containing 2
Exons: 7
Coding region: 187-966 (259 amino acids)
Biological process (GO): dephosphorylation
Molecular function (GO): phosphatase activity
Source: RefSeq, a predicted model, not a curated record
ACCCGGGUCCAACUUCCGGCGUCCUUUCGGCAGGAGCCCGGGGCGCUGUGGACCCGCGGCCAGGACUCCGUGGACGGGGCGGCUGUGCUGACUUUACUGUUAGGGGGUCCUUUGCUGAGGACUGCAAGCGGAGCAGGGUGAGGAGCCGCUCUGGGACUGCCGACUACCGCUUGUCUGGAAUGAAGGAUGGCAGCACGCCGUGCAUUAAAAGCUGUUUUGGUGGAUCUCAAUGGCACACUUCACAUUGAAGAUGCAGCUGUGCCAGGCGCGCAGGAAGCUCUUAAAAGGUUACGUGGUACUUCUGUGAUGGUUAGGUUUGUGACCAACACAACCAAAGAGAGCAAGAAAGACCUGCUGGAGCGAUUGAAGAAGCUGGAAUUCGAUAUCUCUGAAGAUGAGAUAUUUACUUCCCUGACUGCAGCCAGGAAUUUAGUGGAGCAGAAACAGGUCCGGCCCAUGCUGCUCGUUGACGAUCGGGCAUUACCUGAUUUCAAAGGAAUACAAACAAGUGAUCCUAAUGCUGUGGUCAUAGGAUUGGCACCAGAACAUUUUCAUUAUCAAAUGCUGAAUCAAGCAUUCCGGUUGCUCUUGGAUGGGGCACCGCUGAUAGCGAUCCACAAAGCCCGGUAUUACAAGAGGAAAGAUGGCUUAGCCCUGGGGCCUGGCCCGUUCGUGACUGCUCUGGAGUAUGCCACAGACACCAAAGCCACCGUAGUGGGGAAACCAGAGAAAACAUUCUUUUUGGAAGCCCUGCGAGGCACUGGCUGUGACCCCGAGGAGGCCGUCAUGAUAGGAGACGAUUGCCGGGAUGACGUUGGCGGGGCUCAGAAUGUGGGCAUGCUGGGCAUCUUAGUAAAAACUGGUAAAUACCGAGCAACAGAUGAAGAAAAAAUUAACCCACCUCCUUACUUAACUUGUGAGAGUUUCCCUCAUGCUGUGGACCACAUUCUGCAGCAUCUGCUGUGAACCAUUAUGUGAACCAGAAGCAACCUGAAACGCAGCUUUUCAUCGUCUGGAAUGAAUCCCUCCCCAACUCGGUGGCAGCACAGGCAGACACACCCCUCAGCGCAGAGGGGGUGCGGCCCUCUCUUAUUGUGCGUUAAUUAGAAAGAAAGGUAUUGAAUUGCAGCCAGCCACUAGGCCUUGCUUAUCCCUCUUGUUUUAUUUUGUAAAAGAAGAUGAGACCCAGAGAAAGGGGAAGCUGAGAUUUUAUGCCAUUCUUUUUAAAAUAUUCAUCAGAUUAGCAGGGCUGGGAGGGAGAACCUACUGCAGGCAGUCCUGUUCUCCACUGUCUCCUGGCCUGUGAACUGGGAGGGCGGGUUCAGGUUGGGAAUAAAGCGGACCGGUGCGUUAGGUGGUAGUUUAAUACUGAGUUCAGCUGUGAAACCUGUCAGAAGCGCCACGUAGAGUAUGUGUCAGAAGAAGCAAAAUAAAUUGUCCUUUAGCCCAAGCGAGUGAGUGAGUUUGCUGUAACGGAUGUUGAGAACUAGAUUAUGUGCUGUGCUAUUCCCAGCACGGAUGACUUCUUUUUCUCUUCAUUAGCCAGAGAUGACUAAUUUAAAUUUAGAACCUGAUUUUAAUUUAAAAUAAUAUUUCCAUUAAUAACCUAUUCAUUGCAGAUACCUAUUAUACUGUGUAACAGUUGUUUUGGAAAUUUUAUGUAAAAUUAAAACUAUCAGUAUUUUACAGAUGUUUUAAUUAGACAUUGUUAUUAACAGGAACAGUGCAGAAACUAAAAUCAAGCCUUUAAUGUCUUACAGACCAUGCAUUUUUGAAGUUAGUGUCCACCAGGGUCCUAUUAACUGUACAUUUGCAAGAUUUCAUUAUUUUUGCCUAUGACACUAUGGGAAAAAUCUUUUAGAAGCUAUUGGGACAGAUUCAGGCUUUUAUGUACUUGGUUACUACAGCUGUAAAAUGAAAUCUCGUCUGGUUGCAUGGAUUAUUCUUAUGUUAAACCCACCAAAAUGAAGGGGACUAAGUAGGUAAUGAUUUUCCUAGUGCAUUUGCAUACUGUGAUAAUCCUGGGCCUUUGCAAUUGUUUUACAGGACUCUUGGGCAUUGAAUUAUUAGCAUGUAAUUGUACAUCAUUGUAGUGUUCACCUUAUUGAAGCACACACUGAUGUUAAUGAGCUUCGGGUUUUGAUGCUUGUUUAGAGAUCAGCUCGGCCUUAGGUGGGGGGAGCAAAGCUGAGUAAAUGGCAGCUCCUCUCCUUUUGGUGGUUUGGCAAGCACUCUGUUCUUGUUUGUGCCAAUGCUCCAACUCGGUCCUUAAACGUCCUCGAGUGGAAAAGAUAGAUGUGACAGGGCCACCACCCCAGAUCAGAAGGCGAGUGGAGUGGCAGAGAGCAUAGAUUUGGGAGCCUGAGCAGCAAGCACAUGGCUAACUCUGUGACCCUGGGCAAGCUAGUCUCUCAUGCUCCCUUUCCCUUAUCUGUAAAGUAGAGAUAAUGAUCGUGCCCACUACCUCGGCUCGUUGUGGGGGCUGAAUGCAUGAUUCGCAUACUGAGUACUUAGAACAGAAUCAAGCAAAUGCUAGUUAUUAGUCAUGGGGGAGAGGUAGCAGGCGUGUCCACAUUUAACAAUCCGGAAAGAGUUGGUAGAAAUCACCUCUGUAGUUUGUUCAAUGGGGAAAGUCUUCCUGAGAGUUUUAAAAGAGAGAGAAAGAGGGAUUCUAGUGCAUUGAGACUCCCUCAGAGCAAAGCCGAAGCCACGCACAGAGAAGAGCUCAGCGUGCAGGUAGAGAGUGCUGCGUGGUGCCUGGUGGGUAGGCCACGUUCAACUUUGGCCUGUUAGCUGGGCUCCUGGGUCAGUGAUUCUUUCUUUGCUAGUGGCUCUGUGCUACGUGCCAGGCUAGGAAACAAGCAUGCAGGAAAGGGAUUGAGCCUUUAGGAGCCUUACUGCUUGAGGAGCCGAGGAGAGCACACAAGACUUGAUGAAGCUGAACACUCCAUCCCUCCUCCUCGAUGCCGCCCUGGCUGCAAGGUGGAAGGAGGAGGUGUUCACUCCCUCAAGCCCGUGCAGCACUCGUUAGAUCACAUGUGGGGCUUCACACGUCUCCUUUCCCCACCAGGCAGGGCUGUUGUCUCGUUUUUAAAAAUACCUGCUACAACACAGAUAGUUACUGAACCAACUCAGAUGGUUACUGGACCAAUAAAAAACUAGCUGUAAAUAUUAUAGGAAUUUAAUGCUAGAAGGUAUAGCUGGGGGGGGGGGGGAAUAAGAUUCAUUUUAGACUUGUUGCCAUGGGGAAGCCCCCUUAGACACUUGGAAAUAAUGGAUCUGAUGUUGUGGAGACAGGUUAGCGCUGAAGCAAAGAAGUAGGCGUCACCGAUGGUCAGGAAUUAAACAGAGUGACAGGAAUGGGUGAGAUCACUUGAGCGUAACAUCCAGCCAAGAAAAAUGGCUUCUCUGCUCUCCUCCAUUCUGGUUUGGCCCUGUGGGCCAUUAAAAUCUCAGUUUGAUAUUUUAUUGAUUUAGCAAACAUUAUAUAGGGCUUGCUGACCACCUGUCCACAGUAAGGUUCAUGAGGAUAAAUAAAAAUCUUGGUUUAGAUCCAGGUUAAUAUAAACGUACCCGGCUCAGCUGGGUGGUCUUACCUUGGGCCUCAUGAAGGAGAUUUUAAAUCUAAACUAUCUAAAGGAUUUUAUUUUCCAUCCCUGCCAUUUAAAGGGCUACCUAGUGGUACUAACCUCAAGGACAGUGUUUGCAUCAAGUUUACUGUAAUACUGCCCUGGGCCGAGAAAAGGGACCAAGUCACAGCUUAGGACUAGAAAGGGUGUUUGAGAAUACCCGUCGUCAGGAGAUGUUACUGAGUAUCUGCCGCGAGCUAGGUGCUGGCUAGGUGCAGAGGAGGACGGAGCGCCGGACCAGCAGAGGGGACUCGUGGUGGUUGUGCCCACUGCCUUCAGGCCUCCACAGUCAGCUGGCUGUGCAGUAGCUCUGGCUACCUGCCUACCAUCCUACAUCUGUCAGAGCUGAUUGUAACGUCUAGGGAAAGAAGGGGAGCUCCCCCUAAGUGACAGCUCCAUCAAAUACCUGUGCAGUGAUGGGCUGUCAGAAAUUCCCUUGGGACCUGUCCCUUCAUUUCACACUUAACUAUCACAGUAGUGUGUUGGACAGGUAAGUCAAAAACAGGGCUGUGUUUAAUUGGCUUUGGAGGAGUCUUUGUUCCUGUCUCAUGAACUGGGAAAUUUGGGGUAUCUAUAAUGGACAAUUUUAAAAAUCGCACUAAUCUGUUUCACUGGAAACUGCCUCAAGCAGUGGAAUCCCUUUUUCAUAUGCAGUUGUUUGCACAGAGCCGUUUUGCAUUGUUGGGUUUCUGUGGCAUAAAUCACAGAAGUCUUUUUCAGCAUAAAUGCAUGGGCCUUUGCUGACUCCGUAGAACGCCAGCCGUCAAGGGCUGCUACCCCAAAGCAUGCUGCUGUCUUUAAGAGGCAGGCAGAGCAAGGUGCCCGAGCCCUGGAAAGUAUCAUAAUUUAAACUGCGUAUCUGUUAAAACCAAACGAUUUUGAGUACCUUACUUUUUUCAGUGCUCACCUUCACAUCAUACACAGCACCUGUCUGCUUCACUGGCUGAUGUGUCUGAGAAGAUCAAACCAUUAGUUGCCCACUGUGGGUAAAUCGCUGCAGAAGAGAGAGCAGAGUGUAGCUCCAGGUCCUUAGAGGCAUAUCUUCUAGCUGGUAAACUGAUGCAUAUAAAAAUAAAUCUAAUGGGCCACAGGGCACUGACAAGUUCCAGACGGUUGUGUAAGUCCUCUCAGAGAAGAGGUCAUGUGCAAUGAGCUAAGUAAGCACUUUGGCCUGUGCCAUUUUAAAGAAUGUUUCAUUCAUUUAAUAGCAGUGAAGAAAGUAUCACAACCAUGGUGUUAACAUGUGAGUAGGGCAUACAGAUGAAACAUACAACUUAGUACAACAGAGAUACUGAUAAGUGAUGAAGAGGAGGAAAGCCUGUAAGAGUGAGGGGUUAUUUCAGAUGAGAUGAAGUGUGGGAACAAGCCAGAAUUGUAGAGGCAGAUAGUUAAUCUUAUUGCCAAGAUCUGACUCGGGUAUCUCGAGUGCAGAUCAGUUACUGGUUUUCCUGGGAAGAGAGGAAGAUCUGGCAGUGUUAGGUCCAGAUUCCCACAUUCAGCUGGGGCCCAGUCACUGCUGUGUCAUUCCAGUAGUUUUGGCUCUCCCCCUUCCCCCAGUCCCCACCUCUUCCUUGUCUGACACCCAGCUGACUUCACUCAGGUGUUACUGUGUUCCAGGGUCCUAAAGGAAUCUGAGUUGUGAGCUCUGCUUUAGAAGAAAGUACCACAUGUUGGGUUAGGUUAAAUUUUCCUCCAGUAACUAACAGGCCAGUGUCCUAUAGCCCUAUAAACUUAGAUAGGCUUUUAAUCUUCUUAAAGAAAAAACAUACAGACUCUAUAAACAGUAGAUUCAUCAUGUAUGUUCUCUCUUUCUCAAAGCCCCACUAAAAUAAGGAAAGGAAUAAAGAAAGUAUAAAUCCACAAGGACAGGCCACAAGAGAAUGGUAGAGGAGACACAUGAGGGAGAGGGCACAUAAGUUUGGAAGGUGGUGAGUGGAUAAAGUGUUGCUCACUAAAACCAGUGCAAAGAAAAGAAGCAAAAUUCAUCCUGAAGAGCCACCUCAGAGACUCAAGGUUGGGAGAUACGAGGUGGAGAGGAAGCCAAGGAGGAGGCAGGGCUGACAAGCAAGGAAACAGUACCAGCAAACAAGAUGGGUGGAGCCCCAGACUCUCCCACCCUGAGCAGCCAGAUGAGCACAGGCAGCCCAGACAGGAGAAUGGAGGUUUAUUUUCUGAUCAAGUAAAACCAUGAUAGUUAAGGGCUUGGGGACAGUGGGCAUGGUGGUGGAUGCAGGGCUGACCAUGGGAAUUGGGUACACGUCUGCUUAUACCACGUGGUCCUCAGUUCCCUUCCCCUUAAAAGGCCAGCACCAGAGAGCAUGGAGAUGGAACUGAAAAUGUAUCUGAUAUGUCGCCAUUUGGAAAACAAUACUGAUGGCGAGCUGACAGAUCUGAUGAUGUGUUGGAGAAGAAAAAAAGGGUACUCAGAAAACUAAGCAAAU